Messenger RNA from Aspergillus novofumigatus IBT 16806, 1482 nucleotides. RefSeq lists its product as uncharacterized. The transcript has 2 exons. The record is from RefSeq and is a predicted model, not a curated record. Bases 1 to 1059 code for a protein of 352 amino acids. NCBI's taxonomy places the organism in Eukaryota, Fungi, Ascomycota, Eurotiomycetes, Eurotiales, Aspergillaceae.
AUGCAGUGGAUUGAUGAGCAGAGCCGCAUGAAGCAACUGUGGGCGUUUAGAGACUGCCUUGGCAUUUGGAGGCCUGAUUUCAUAUUGACAGGUGACGGCAGCGGUGCGGUUGGAUUUCAACUGUGUGGGAUAAACAGCCCCGAAUCGAGCUUAAAGCCAGCUGGUGACUUCAAUGAGAUGGUGGACAGUCUUGUCUGCCUUUUCGACGCUAGGUUGCCAAUCCAUCUUGUAAGGGGAAGGGACACAAUUGACAGGCAAGAGUUUAUCCACCUAGUCGAGAAGAAGACUGGGCUACGGCCAAGGUUUGUUGGGUUAGCGGACCUGCAGUUGGGACCGGAUCCUUCUUCUGCGACAGGAAAGUCCCUUUGUUGCAAAAGUCCGGCCAGUAGGGAAGAAGGAGAAGAACUAGAGAAGGUUAAGCAGGUGGCUCUAUUGCUCUUCCCUGAUGAGUACUCUUUGCUGGCACAAGACUUGCUCCAACACUUAGCACCUAUAGCGGCACAUGAUUUUCGUACUAGCCUACUAGCCAAUGGCGAUCGGUUCCUAGGCAUUGUGUUACAGGAAAUUGAGCACCUUGUAAUCACCCACAAAGCCCUCACUCCCGACCAGGCUAGACUCCUCAAGGACUGCAUCGUGCCUACCAUACUACCAGGAUCUCUGGAAUUGGAGCAAUGGAUCGAUCUUAGCACCCGAGCGGAGGUUACGAAGAACGAUUAUAUUCUCAAGGCAGCCCGUCAAAGUCGCGGGAUGGGUCAUUUACUCGGAGAGGAAGUCUCUGAAGAGAAAUGGAAGGUGAUCAUGGCCAGGAUGGAUGAUCCAGGUAUGCGCACGGGCACGACAUGUUUUGUUCUGCAGCCUUACAUACAACAGCCCACCUUUGAUAUUGUUGUGAAUGAUGAUAAAGUCGAGCACGGUUUUCAUAUGAUUGGUACAUACUAUACAGCUAAUGGUCGCUUUCUUGGUCUAGGCCCUUGGCGCGCAGGAAGGGCAAAAAUCUGCAACGUCCAUGGUAGCGGGUGUGUGGGGCUAUAUUCUGUUACUCAGGCAGACACGGAUUGAUAACAAAUACAUAAGAAGCUGCUUGCAUGCAGCUGCGUUUCUACGCCACGGGCAGUCGCGUCAGUCGACUGUGAACAAAGCUGGAGGGGCCGUGUCGGAUCAGAUGGCCAGAAUUACAACAAUUGAUAUUCGAGAGGAGAAUUCCAUCCAUCCAUUGCUUAAAACCGAAUCUAACCGACAGCUAGAUAUCGACUAGGUAGGCAUCUUCCCUUGGAAACCUGUAUAUCAUCAAUCAGACCCAGAGGAGGAUCUAUGUCGAUAUGGUUCUCUUCAAGCAAUGGUAGUACUUUCUGGGAUGUCAUACACAUCGCGGUGUAGGGACGAUAUAAAUGGAUAGUGAGAGGGAGAGAGAGAUAUGUGUACACUUUGACUUGUAGGAACCAACCAGCUAUGAGGAAUAUAUUUACCCCCUAUCCGAGACAU